GGCCUGCGGCAAUCUCCCCGCUAGAGACCAGGCUAGACCUGUGAGAAUCCGAACCUGCACCGGAGCGCGAGCGCCAACCUGCUGCAGAGUACUCAGCAUGCUGCGCUUCCUGGUGCCCCGGCUCUUUUGCCUGCGCCGUCUGGCCACCCCAUACUCCUCAGCAGCAGCCCUCCCCAGCCCCAUCCUGAACCCUGACAUCCGCUACAACCAGCUGUUCAUCAACAAUGAGUGGCAAGAUGCGGCCAGCAAGAAGACCUUCCCAACAGUCAACCCUGCCACGGGGGAGGUCAUCGGCCACGUGGCUGAAGGGGACCGGGCUGACGUGGAUCGGGCAGUGAAAGCAGCCCGGGAGGCCUUCCAGCUGGGGUCUCCAUGGCGCCGGAUGGAUGCCUCAGAGCGGGGCCGGCUGCUGACCCGCCUGGCUGACCUAGUGGAGCGGGAUCGUGUCUACUUGGCCUCACUGGAGACCCUGGACAAUGGGAAGCCUUUCCAGGAGUCUUAUUUCUUGGACCUGGAUGAGGUCAUCAAGGUAUACCGGUACUUUGCUGGCUGGGCUGACAAGUGGCAUGGCAAGACCAUCCCCAUGGAUGGCGAGCAUUUCUGCUUCACCCGGCACGAGCCUAUUGGCGUCUGUGGCCAGAUAAUCCCGUGGAACUUCCCCUUGGUCAUGCAGGGCUGGAAGCUGGCCCCGGCACUUGCCACGGGCAACACUGUGGUCAUGAAGGUGGCAGAGCAGACCCCCCUUUCUGCCCUGUACUUGGCCUCCCUCGUCAAAGAGGCGGGCUUUCCCCCUGGGGUGGUAAACGUCGUCACAGGCUAUGGCCCAACAGCAGGAGCGGCCAUUGCCCAUCACAUGGAUAUCGACAAAGUUGCCUUCACUGGCUCCACCGAGGUGGGCCACCUGAUCCAGAAGGCGGCCGGCGAUUCCAACCUCAAGAGAGUCACCCUGGAGCUGGGUGGGAAGAGCCCGAGCAUUGUGUUGGCCGAUGCCGACAUGGACCACGCCGUGGAGCAGUGCCACGAAGCCCUGUUCUUCAACAUGGGUCAGUGCUGCUGUGCCGGUUCCCGGACCUUCGUUGAAGAAUCCAUCUAUGAUGAGUUUCUCGAGAGAACUGUGGAAAAAGCUAAGCAGAGGAAAGUUGGGAACCCCUUUGAGCUGGACACCCAGCAGGGGCCCCAGGUGGACAAGGAACAGUUUGAACGAAUCCUGGGCUACAUCCAGCUUGGCCAGAAGGAGGGGGCAAAACUUCUGUGCGGUGGGGAGCGUUUUGGAGAGCGAGGCUUCUUCAUCAAGCCCACGGUCUUUGGUGGUGUGCAGGAUGACAUGAGGAUUGCCAAGGAAGAGAUCUUCGGGCCUGUGCAGCCUCUGUUCAAGUUCAGGAAGGUGGAGGAGGUGGUGGAGAGGGCCAACAGCACCAGGUACGGCUUGGCUGCUGCUGUGUUCACCCGGGACCUGGACAAAGCCAUGUACUUCACACAGGCGCUCCAAGCUGGGACGGUGUGGGUAAACACCUACAACGUUGUCACCUGCCACACGCCAUUUGGAGGCUUUAAGGAAUCUGGCAAUGGGAGGGAGCUGGGGGAGGAUGGGCUUAAGGCCUACACAGAGGUGAAGACAGUCACCAUCAAGGUUCCUCAGAAGAACUCGUAAGAACGGCUGCCAGGGAGCGCCAACUCUAGUCCCAGGAUGCCAAAACCACCUACCAGUGGUUGCCAAACAGUUUUUUAGCCACGGACCCCCUUUAUUUGUUCCAGAUGAACACUUAGAGGAACCUCAACAAAUAAAGCAAUUAAAAUGAGAGCUGCUCUAGUUAAAGCAGGGAUGGGGGCUGGGCUCAGAGCCCUGUCCACCUGCACUCCAGCCCCCUUGGUGGCCCUGUGUUACUUCCAUGAAACCUUAGGAGUCUCUGAAAGACAGAUUAAGAAACACUGAUCCAGACCAUGGCUCUCAGUUCUUCUUACUGAUCCAAGGACUUCCCGGUGGAUUAACUGAUGUCUUAGUGGGUAGACUCAUCUCAGACAUGGGAUUGGAAGGCAUUAGGAGUUUUAAGCUAGACCCCAUAAUCUUGGCCCCCUUCUUCAGUGACGUACCCUAAAAAUCAAGGCUGCUUUUCUUUUUCUAAGUACCAGUUGCUGACUGGUUUGCUUGCUUGCAUUGCUUCAUUUUGCUACUGAUUGUCCUUAAUUUGAGGGAAGAGGUAGACAGAAAAUGCAUUUAUAUAACCAUUCACUUAAAAUAAGCUCAAACAGGGGCUUCCUUGGUGCCGCUGUGGUUGAGAGUCUGCCUGCCGAUGCAGGGGACACGGGUUCGAGCCCUGGUCUGGGAAGAUCCCACAUGCCGUGGAGCAACUAAGCCCGUGUGCCACAACUACUGAGCCUGCGCGUCUGGAGCCUGUGCUCCGCAACAAGAGAGGCCGCAAUAGUGAGAGGCCUGUGCACUGCGAUGAAGAGUGGCCCCAGCUUGCCGCAACUAGAGAAAGCCCUCGCACAGAAACAAAGACCCAACACAGCCAUAAAUAAAUAAAUUAAUAAAAAAUAAAUAAAAUAAGCUCAAACAGCUCUAAUGUCCAUCAACUAAUGAGUGGAUAAACAAAAUGUUUCUAUGGAAUAUUUCUUAUACUGUUCAGCCUUAAAAAGGAAAGAAGUACUGACACAUGCUACAACGUGGGUGAACCUUGAAAGCAUUAUGCUAAGUGAAAGAAACCAGACGUACAAGGCCACAUAUUGUAUGAUUCCAUUUAUAUGAAAUAUCCAGAAUAAGCAAGUCCAUAGAGACAGAAAGUAUACUAGUGGUUGCCAGGGGCUGGGGGAGGAGGGAAUGGGGAAUAGCUGCUAAUGGCUAUAGGAUUUCUUUUGGGGAGGUUUUGAAAUGUUCUGGAGUUAGUGUUGAUGGUUGUACAACUUUGUGAAUAUACCAAAACGCGCUGAAUUACAUACUUUA
Messenger RNA from Globicephala melas (long-finned pilot whale), 2941 nucleotides. RefSeq names its product aldehyde dehydrogenase 1 family member B1 (gene ALDH1B1). Lineage: Eukaryota; Metazoa; Chordata; Mammalia; Artiodactyla; Delphinidae. Gene Ontology annotation, molecular function: aldehyde dehydrogenase (NAD+) activity. The record is from RefSeq and is a predicted model, not a curated record.